Messenger RNA from Drosophila hydei, 1296 nucleotides. RefSeq names its product peroxisomal membrane protein PMP34 (gene PMP34). NCBI's taxonomy places the organism in Eukaryota, Metazoa, Arthropoda, Insecta, Diptera, Drosophilidae. Gene Ontology annotation, cellular component: peroxisomal membrane. The coding region runs from base 330 to 1283 and encodes 317 amino acids. Gene Ontology annotation, molecular function: NAD transmembrane transporter activity; ADP transmembrane transporter activity; FAD transmembrane transporter activity. The transcript is spliced from 3 exons. The record is from RefSeq and is a predicted model, not a curated record.
GCAACACUACACGGCUCUCCCAGAAAAAUUAAAACAAAAAAAAAACAGCAAAAUAUUAAUGGCAGCGCUUAAUACAAAUAUCAUCCAAAAUAGUAUUACUAAUUGAUUGAAAGUAAAUACGAUUAGCGGGUGCAACAUCCAACCGAACGACAAAGUUUCACUCUGGAUCCGCGCUAAUCUAAUCUGACUGCUAUCGUUUUGAAUAUACGUUUACACCGGCGUGCGAGACAGUUAAAUCAAUCAGUCAGUCGGUAGAUGUCCAAAGACGCCGUUGAAUGUGCAUUAAUUAAAAUUAAUAGACAAAGUCAGUCAAAUUAUCCAACAAAAAUAUGGUGUCACAAUCGAAAAUUAGCCAGGUGUUCAGCUAUCAAAACUGGGUGCAUGCCGUCUCUGGCGCAGCCGGCGGCUGCAUAGCAAUGAGCACAUUUUACCCACUGGAUACCGUGCGCUCCCGUUUGCAAUUAGAGGAAAGCGGCGAAGUGCGCAGCACAAAACGUGUGAUCAAGGAGAUUGUAUUAAAUGAAGGCUUCCAGGCGCUGUAUCGUGGACUUGGUCCUGUUCUGCAAAGCUUGUGCAUUUCGAAUUUUGUCUACUUCUACACAUUCCAUGCCCUCAAAAUGGUAACCUCGAAUGGCGUACGUGGACAGCAGAGCGCUUGGAAAGAUCUUUUGUUGGGCAGCAUUGCGGGCAUCAUAAAUGUGUUUACAACGACCCCGUUUUGGGUGGUGAAUACGCGUUUACGCAUGCGUAAUGUGGCUGGCACUUCUGACGAAGUGAACAAGCACUAUAAGAAUCUGCUGCAAGGCCUUAAAUAUGUGGCCAAAACGGAAGGACUGCCCGGCUUGUGGUCAGGCACCAUACCUUCUCUCAUGUUAGUCUCGAAUCCCGCGCUUCAAUUCAUGAUGUAUGAACUACUCAAGCGGAAUCUGCAGAUAUUCACGGGCGGCGAAAUGGGCAGCCUAAGUUUCUUUGUAAUCGGCGCUAUUGCAAAAGCAUUUGCCACUGUGUUCACCUAUCCACUGCAGUUGGUGCAGACCAAGCAACGUCAUCGCACCAACGAUAUGACCAAUACGCCAUCCACAUCCCAGCAAGCAGGCAAGCAACAAACCACGCCUUCGAUGCUGGAGUUAAUGGUCAGCAUACUGAAGCACCAAGGCAUUGGCGGUCUCUUUCGUGGACUGGAAGCGAAGAUUCUACAAACGGUGCUAACGGCUGCACUGAUGUUUAUGGCCUAUGAGAAGAUAGCUGGAAUAGUCAAGAUGCUGUUGAAACGAUCUGCCUAAGAAACUUUUAGUC